GAAUAUAAAGAUUAUUUACAAGAGUAUAAAGAUUUGCGAGAAUAUAAAAAUAAUAGAGAUUAAUUGAGCAUUUAAAAUAAUUGUAAGAUUUAGAAAUUUGAGGAAAAUAAAGGUUUUGUAAGUAUUUGAGAUUUUUAAAUUAAUUCCAUUAAUCAAUAGUUGGAAUUUGACAAAUUAUGUAUUGGAAACUGGAAUAUGUUUAAUCCAAGACCAUCAAGUGGCAUCAGCCACAGCUUUUCCAAAUCCUCGAGCAAACUCGAGAAUACAAACAAACUCGAUCCGCACCCCCAAUCGGCACUGGAAUCACAUAUCACGGAUGCUCCAUUUCAUGCCUCUAAGUUCAAGUCUAACCCGAAGGAUCACAAUUUUAGGGACUUCACGGUUAAUAGAGAUGUGAAUAACUAUAGAGACUAUCCCGUGAACUAUAGAGAAAACUCUGCUAUGGAAAAGAGUACUGAGAUAGCCAGUGGUAUGGAUACUGGGGUGGUGAACAACAGUAUGAUGGACAUGAGCAUGGAGAUGCUAUUUGGGUCGAACAAGAAUGUAUUAGAACUGAGUAGUGACGGAGUAUUUGAGAAAAAUUAUUUAUUACGUUUGAUGUUUACAUUUGAUCGUAUGCCACGGUUAGGUAACAGGAGGACAGGUUCUGAAACGCUGAGAUUUCAUUCUGUGGAUAUAUCAGUAGGAAGAGAACAACAGGAAAACUUCUAUGACAAGUCUGACAAAAUGAAAAAAUUACUCUAUAAACCUCUUUCAAAACGUUUCUUAACAACUAAUCCAUUGGAUGCUAGACUAGAUUCUGGAUUACUAGACACUAAGUUUGCAGAUUCCAAGUUUCCAGACUCCAGACUAGUGGACACCAAGUUCCUUGAUUCCAAGUACUUAAAUUCAAGGUUAAUGGACAACACAAGGAUGAUUGAUGAUAAGUUGAUGAAAGGUGUGAGGAAUUUAGGUAUAAAGCCCAUGUUACGUGGCGAGGAUAAUAUGGAACCCGAUAAGGAAUUCCAAGGUUUCAAUGCUCAUACUAAUACUAACGGCAGUAGUGUGAUGGACAUGGUGAGGCAUUUUUCCAGAGAAUCACAAUCAAAUGAGUUCGGCCAUUUUUCCAAGAUGAACAGCCAUGGCUUCAACUCCGAUCAUAAACUGACAAGAACAUUUUUCAAAAGAGAAUCUAACGAUCAAUCCUUCACAAGACAAUUUUCAAAUAGAGAUUCUAACGACCAAUCCUUCACUCGUCAAUUUAGUAAUAGAGAUUCUAACGACCAAUCCUUUACACGUCAGUUCAGUAAUAGGGAAUCCAAUGAUCAAUCCUUCAGUAGACAUUUUACUAAUAGAGAUUCUAACGAUGUGCAAUUGACUAGACAGUAUAGUAAUAGAGAAAACAAUACAGAUGUAAAGUUGAGUAAUUUAACUAGUUCACUAGUGCAAGGCUUGAACACUAAUUCUUUACCACGUAGCUCUAGUCUCAACGCAUUUAAUCUCAAUACAGAAUUUAGUAAAUCGGGAUUCGACACUAAAUCAGGAUUUGACAAACCCGAGCUUACCAAGUCCGGAUUUGACAAAUCAGGGUUUGAGAAUAAACCAGUGUUUGAUGCCAAGAGUGGAUUUGACACUAAAUCAGGUUUUGAUAAAUCUGAGUUUACCAAGUCUGGGUUCGACAAAACGGGGUUCGACGCUAAAUCAGGUUUCGACAAAACAGGAUUUGACAAAAAUGAAUUUACUAAAUCAGGUUUUGACAAAACAGGAUUUGAUAAAUCCGAGUUUACCAAGUCAGGGUUCGAUACUAAGACUGGAUUUGACAAAUCAGGAUUUGAUAAAAAUGAAUUUACUAAAUCCGGGUUCGACACUAAAACGGGAUUUGAUAAAAGUGGGUUUGAAGUAGAUUAUAUGUUGAGAGAUAAGAAAAACGAAGGAUCGAAGUCAUUUUUGGAAAAAUUACUAGAUAAGCCAUUUGAAACACACCAGUCACAUGCGAAUACUAGUCCUAACACAACAACCACCACCACCACAGCCACUAAGGAUAUAGAUGUGGAUUUGGAAAAGGAUAAAUUGAGCCCAGAAAGCAGUAAGCCACUGUCUAACACUAACCCGCUAACAAGCGCUAAUACGUUAACUAGUACAAAACCACUAAGCAUGGAUAGGCUGACGUCAGAAAUAUUAAGUAGUGAUAGGUUGAGUUCAGAAAGGCUAAGUUCAAAUAGGUUACCAUCAGAAAGAUUGGGAAUGGAAAGAGUAGGAAAAGAAGGCGCAUUUGAAGAUAUGAAGUAUUGGAAUGGUGUGAAUUUGCAAUGGCAGUAUAUGGACCCACAAGGCAUGGUGCACGGGCCAUUUUCGUCAGAUCAAAUGUAUCACUGGUAUGUGAAGAACUUCUUUCACCAGAAUUUACGCAUGAGGUUUAACUCCAAGAUGCCCUGGAUGCCAUUCAAGGAACUGUUUUCACCAAAUUCAAUACCGUUCAAGUCUCUGCCCAAGUUCUUCCUACACAGUCCCAACUUGCCCCCAGUCACACUGCCAAACUCUAAUCUCCUCACAUCAUUCACCGGCACUAAUACUAAUAGUGGUUUGAUGGCAAGUAAUGGUGUUGGUGGAUUACUAGGUAGUAACGCCGCUUUCAAUACUGGCUUAGCAAGUGGCGGUGUUAGUGGACUGGCAAAUCCAGGAGUUACAGGGUUGGGCAACUCUGGAGUCAGUGGAUUAAUGGGAAAUAAUACUAGUUUACUAAGUAGUAAUAGCGGAUUAACUAGUAAUAGUGUUGGCGGACUGGGAAGUUCUGGAGUUAGUGGGUUAAUGAGCAAUGCCAGUUCUAGUAUGAGUAAGAGCAUGGAUAAUGUUUGGAAUUCAAGUCAGAGUACAGUAUACCCCAUCACGUCAAUGGGUAACAUACACCUUUCUACACCCAAGUUGUCUGUUAAUCAUUUGAAAUCACCAACUACCACUCAUGCUCAUAAGGACUUUACCGCUACUAAAGAUUUUACUACCAAGGAUUUGACAAGUACUGCACAGUUAACUACCAUGGAUAAGAGUAAGGAGUUAUCAAAGGAGUUAAUGAGUGACAAGGAUUUGAGUGCCAAGGACUUGAAUGCGACACAGUUAACAAGUAGUACUAAGGAUUUGACAAGUAGUAACGAGUUGAGUAGCAGUAGAGAAAUGAGUAAAGUGGAGAAGAGGUGGAACACCACGACAGUGGAGGUGAGUUCACUAAUGGAGAUAAUGGAGUUGGAAAAGAAGAGUGCAAAGGAAAGGAGCGUAAAGUCGCCGCCGAGACAGCCCCAAACUGGCUGGAACAUGUCUGACGUCGCUCCAAAUAACUUCUCUGAAAGCGAUGACUUCCCGUCACUUGCAACCACUGCAGACACAUCUUCGUCAAAGACUGCCAAGGAAAACGUUGGCAAGAAGUUUGGAAAGCAAAUCACGAUGCCGCUGGAAACCUUUAUAGAGAAACACCCAAUACAACCUCCUCACCUAACAGAGUCGUUCUCAUCAAAACUACUCGGUAAUAAACAUUAAUCUAACACACUCUA
Molecule: messenger RNA, 3521 nt
Organism: Theileria parva strain Muguga
Lineage: Eukaryota; Apicomplexa; Aconoidasida; Piroplasmida; Theileriidae
Product: GYF domain protein
Exons: 1
Coding region: 196-3507 (1103 amino acids)
Molecular function (GO): protein binding
Source: RefSeq, a predicted model, not a curated record